Messenger RNA from Necator americanus (New World hookworm), 657 nucleotides. RefSeq lists its product as uncharacterized. The record is from RefSeq and is a predicted model, not a curated record. The transcript has 4 exons. Bases 1 to 657 code for a protein of 218 amino acids. Lineage: Eukaryota; Metazoa; Nematoda; Chromadorea; Rhabditida; Ancylostomatidae.
AUGCAUCGGUCUUCAGCUGAAUCUACAAAAUACGAUGUUCAUGCGGAACGGAUGGGUCUCGCAUGCCCCAUUCACGCUCAAUGGAACGAACAUAUCCGAAUGCAUCAGCUAUGUUUAUCUGGAUCGGUAAUUGAACAUGAUGAACGAUCUGACCCCCGAGCUGGGCUGGAGGAGGCGAGCGGCUUGGGGAGCGUACAAGAGCAUCGAGGAUGUAGUGAAGAAGACCAGGAAGACCGCCGACCCGAUGGUCAGAUUUCUUCACGAAGUCCUUCAAAGAAAAAUAUGAUGCUCUUCGUGUCUCAUGCGAAAGGAGGAACCACUGGGCUACUCUGGCACGCGAUCGGGACAAAUGGAAGAAUUACUGGCGCCAGCUCGACCAGUUCGAAGAUCAACGGUAGUCAAGGUGAUCAAGUCCGAUUGGCUAAGUCCAUCAAGCUCUCUACUUAUGAGCAAGCUCAGGUCGAUGCCCUUCACGCGGCCGGUAUUUCAAACAGGAGGGAUAAAAGUCGCCUGGUCUGGGUAGUUUCCAACAGUAGCGAGUUCGCGGACAGUCUUCGGAGUCGCCUUGAUCUGUCUGCAUCGAAAUGGGAAGUACUACGCGGCUUGAAUCGCGGUCCUCACAUCGUCAAUAAAGUUAUGAAACGUGCACCGCCAUAA